This is a messenger RNA of Myripristis murdjan (pinecone soldierfish), 519 nucleotides long. It is a transcript of the gene asip1, whose product is annotated as agouti signaling protein 1. Gene Ontology annotation, cellular component: extracellular region. Gene Ontology annotation, biological process: hormone-mediated signaling pathway; melanosome organization. NCBI's taxonomy places the organism in Eukaryota, Metazoa, Chordata, Actinopteri, Holocentriformes, Holocentridae. The record is from RefSeq and is a predicted model, not a curated record. The coding region runs from base 133 to 519 and encodes 128 amino acids. The transcript has 4 exons. Gene Ontology annotation, molecular function: neuropeptide hormone activity; melanocortin receptor binding.
UUUUGCGGCGAGGCAGAAACUGCAGCCAAAACACGACCAGAUAUUCAAUUCAACAAGCAUGCACAGGAUGUCUCAUGCAAGGAACCUAUAAAGAAAGAAAAGCAAGAGUCUGUUCAUCAGGUUGGGAGGAAGAUGCAUGCCUGCCUGCUGAUAGUUUUCCUGGCCCUCGCCACUACAGGCUACUUCCUGGUCUCCGCUCACAUGAUCCCUGAGGACAGGCUGUCCAACAACAGGAGCACGACAGCGAACCCCCUGUCUCAGAGCGUGUUGGCAGACUCACAGCCGGUUGUCAUUGUAGAGUUACCUAAAUCAGUCAGGAAGCCCAAAAAAGUAAAAAAACAAAAAAAGCAGAACAAGCUCAGUAUGAAGAAGCUGCGUCCUCCUCCUCCUCCUAACUGCGUUCCUCUGUGGGGAAGCUGUAAAUCGCCGGACAAUGUGUGCUGUGAAUUCUGCGCCUUCUGCCAAUGUCGGCUCUUCAAAACUGUGUGUUACUGCCGGAUGGGAAACCCACGCUGCUGA